This is a messenger RNA of Paramecium sonneborni, 917 nucleotides long. Lineage: Eukaryota; Ciliophora; Oligohymenophorea; Peniculida; Parameciidae. The record is from the annotation of a GenBank genome assembly.
AUUAUCACUUAAAUGAUGAAAAAAAUAUUACCUUUGGCAUUGUUUACAAGUUACAAUAAAUGCGUUGCAAAAAAUCUUAGAUUAGAAGUUCUUAAUGGAAAUUAAGAUGAUUACUAAUGCUAUUAAGUAGAAAAAGGACAUUAUUUAAAUUAAUUUUUGAUCAAUAUUGAAUAAUUUACAUAAAAUUUAAAAGAGACAAUAAAUGACUGUAAAUCGAAAAAAAUGAAAGCAAUAUGGAUAUAAUUAGAUUAAAAUUAAUUAGCUCUUGCUGAAAAAUUAAUUGAAUAAGGAUUUUAGAUGCAUCAUUGCACAUAAAAUUAUUUAUUAUUUUCAUAAUGGAUAAUUGAAAAUGAAAAAAGUAGAUUGCCAAAUUAUACAACUCAUUAAGUUGGAGCUGGGGGUUUAAUAAUUAAUAAUAAUUAAAUUUUAUUAAUAUAAGAGAAAAAUGGAGCAAAAUAAGGAUUAUGGGGAAUUCCAGGUGGUUUAGUUGAUGAUGGAGAAUUAGUUGCAGAAGCAGCUAAGAGAGAAGUUAAAGAAGAAACAGGUUUAGAUGUUGAGCCAUAUGAUUGUUUUUUCUUUAGAGAUUUACCUAUAGCUAAUUAAUUUUAAGGAGAUCUUUAUUUUGUAAUUUUGAUGCGAAUGAAAAAUCAAUAAUAAAAAGUUUAGAUAUAAGAAUAAGAAAUAUAGAAUUUUAAAUGGGUUGAUAUAAAUAAUCUUUAAGAAGUAUUUAACUGAUGACAAUUAAUUAGUUUUUAUAGAUGAAUAAAUUUGGAAUUACUUAAUAAAGAUUAAUGCAAUCUAUUAUCCAGUUUUCAACAUCAAAUCGAUUUGGUACUCAACUUUUUAGUAUGGAUAUGAAACCAAGAGUAAUGUAUGGUAAAGAGAAAAAAUAUUGUUUAUUUAAGCCUAAUUUAUGA